GGUAGUAGUAGUAGAAGUGGUAGUAGGAGUAGGAGUAGGAGUAGUAGUAGUACCAAUAUAAGAUAGAUUGACCAAUGUACAUGAUAGAUAAGUUAAUACCGAUCAUAAUACAUGUGAUAAAUUAUGUUACUGAGUGAAACUCCACUUUAUAUAUACAGAUAUAAAUAGGAAAUUAUAGUUGAUAUAUCGAUUAGUAUUAUUAUUUCUAGGUCAUAAGAUUUUGUUUAUUUAAACAAUUUGAUGAGUAUUCUAUUUUAAAUAAUUAUGAAUGAAUUAAAUAUUGAAUAAAUCAUUAGUAAAUUAUAUUUACUUACAAGAAUAAUAGUAAUUUAUUUAAAAAUUAAACUGUUUCAUGAUUAUCCUGAAGAAGAUCAAACAAGUUUGAGGGACGAAACAUUGGAAUUAUUAUUUAAAAUUUCAAUUAUUGAGAUUAUUUCAAAUAUAAUGAAUUAUUAUAAUAAUUGUAAUAAUUUAUUAUUAUAUCGAUUAUCAUCAAUGACUUCAUCUUCUAUAAUUUGUGAAUCAUUCAAUUCAGAUAUUCCAUAUUCUGAAUUGACUCCAAUUGAUUUAAAUACUACUACUAGUAGUACUACUUCUACGAAUACAACUACAUUAUCAUCUAAUAUUAUAGAUCCUAUUACUACUACUCCUGCUACUACUCCUGCUACUGCUACUACUACUAUAAAUGAUUUAGAAAGUAGUAUAAUUCAUGAAAAUAGUAAUAUACCUAUACGAUGUAAAUCAUUAGAAAUAAAAUCAACUGAAAAAUCUUCUACAUCAAAGAAACGUCAUCGAAGUACUAUUGAUAAUCAAUGGAAUCGUUCUAAUUCAAUGAAUACUUUAUUAAAUUUAAAAUAUCAUCAUACAAAGAAUAAUCUAUGUCUACCGCUUAAUGAAGAACAAAAACAUCAAGAAGAAUGUAUGAUCGAUGUAAAGAAACGUAAAACUAUGGAUGAUAAUAUGCUUCAAGUUGAUACAAUGAUUCCUGAAUCAUCAGUUUAUAAUUAUACUACUAAUAAACCAUAUGAAUAUGAAGAAUCAAUUCAUGAUUAUCCAAAAUUUAAAUCUUUUAAUCAACAAUUAAAUAUGAAUAGAACCUAUUCAUCACAUUGGAUGAAUUCAUAUGAACAAUUGGACAGUAAUAAAGAAGAAUUGACAAAUGAACUAUCUACCAAUCGUAUACCAUUAAAACAAUCAAUGAAAAAGGGCUCUACACGUGAUAAUAUAUCGAAAACAUUGACUAAUUAUGAUAAUAAUGGUAAUUGGAAUACUUUCAAUGAUACAAUGAAUGUGAAUCAUCCUAAAGUUGAAGUGGAUAAUGAAUUAUCAUCUGCGUCGGAGCUUACAACUGCUGCGUAUAAUAGUUUUGUACGUCGUGUAGUUGAUGAUACAUUGGAUCGUACAGUGACAUUUUGUGAACAACCACGACACGCUAUAACAGCUUUAGAAAAUAUCUGUACAAGAGCAUGGCCCCAAUUAGAAGUGAAACGUCAUCGUACUCGAAUACGUGCUUAUCUUAAAGCAUGUAGACGUAAUUCAAAAAAGAAUAAAGGUCAAAUCAAUAUGAAAGAACCACCUGCAAAUGGCUUGUCAAUUGAAGCUCGACAGCUUGUAUCAAAAGCGUUAACUUUGGUAGCUGGGGAUUUAGACUACUUAAGACAAACAAUGCAAGCAGAGAAAGUUAAAAAUGGAUCAUUAUUUUCCUCCUCAAAAUUAGACAAUUCAAGUGAGAAAUCAUACUCAACCACAUCCACCACUAGUAAACGAUCUCCUGCAAGUUAUACAUCAAAAAUGAAUUUAUCCACCAUAACAACAACAACAGCAGCAGUAGCAGUAGGAACAGCGAACAGUUUAGAUUUCACAGAGAUUUCUAAACAAAGACAUGAUCAAUAUGAAACUUACGGCGGUGGUAAUAAGUUAAAAUUUAAUAAUAAUAAUAAUAAUAAUGAUAAUAAUAACCAUGGUAAUAAAAAUCUUUGGAAUAUAUCCAAUAAUCUAUUAAAUGAUAUUAUCAAUAAUACAUCAUUCCCAUUUACUGAUCCAUUAUUUUGGUCGAAUUCAUUCAUUCAAAAUACUAAUUUAGAUGGGAAUUAUUUAGCCACUGCAGCAGCGGCAGCAGCUGCUGCUACAGCGAUGGCUGCUGUUAAUCCAGCUAAUCUAUUGAAAUUAUUACCAGCUUCAAUACAAUUAAACAAUAACACAUAUCCAUCUACUAAUAUUAUUACGACUACGACUGGUACUACUACUACUACUAGUACUUCCUAUUCUUUAACUACUUCACCUUUCACAUCAUCGUCAUCAUCAUCAGUAUUUUCAAAUUCGCCUAGAUUAUUGAAUCAUGACAAUGUGAAUAAUGGUGAAAAUAUCAAUCUUACUACUACUACUAAUACUACUACUAAUAAUAAUAAUAGUAAUAUGGAUUGUGAUGUGAAACAUGAUCAGCUAACUAUACAGGGAAAAUACUCUAAACGAAAUAAAUUACAAUCAAAUUCAACAUGGUUUGAUGAUGAUCAUCUGCUUCAGAUCAGUACUAACAAUGGUAUCCAUGGUAACUCCUUGAGUCCUAAAUUGAAUGAGUCUAAAUUUACAUUAUCCAAUAAAGAUUUUAAUAUAGAAUCCGAAAUAAGUAGACAAUCUAAUUUAAUGAACUUGUAUCGUUUAUAUUUCUCAAAUGAUCCAAGUCAUAACAAUAAUCAUUAUAAUAAUGAUUUAACUGACUGUUCACCACCGCCUGCACAUAUUAGUUCAAUUCAAUAUAGUCCGAUAAUUAAUCAAAUAUUAGACAGAUUAACGGAUUCAUCAUUGUUAACUCAUAAUGAUGUAGAAUUUUUUAUAAAAAAUUUUGAAAUUACUAAAGUUGCAAUUCAACAAGCACGUUGUAGAUCCAAUUUAAUUUUGAAGAAAAUUGAAAUUGUAGAAAAUCAAUUGAAAUCUUCUUCAAUGAUCCAUUCAAAGACAAUGCCAUUGAAUCUAUCUUGAACUCUAACUUCCUUCUAUAUAUACAUAUACCAUUCGGCUAAUUUAUAAUAUGUAAAAAUGAUUACUAUAAAUUGAUCAUUAUGACCAUUGUUUGAUGUGUACAAAAUAUAAUGAGAUUGACAAAGAAUUGAACAAAGAAUCAUCUUGAAUUCAUCCUGUGUUAUACAUUAGAUAGCAACUAAAUCUUAAAGAAUGGACUUGCGGUUACUUCAUUUUGUUUGUUAUUGUUGUUGUUGUUCUUGUUCAUGUUAUUUGUCUUCAGUGUAUUGACCUGGAAACUAUAGACAAAGACAUCUAUUUUCUUUUUUUAGUAUAUAUAUAUGUAUAUUGAUUGCUCAAUAGUUAGUUAUUUUGAGAAAUGUAAUUCACUUUUGAUUUAUUAAACAGUUAGUUUUAAAACAAAAGGAGUUUACUUACUUACUUACCUAUGCCUGUUACACCUCGUCGAGGAGCAUAGACUGCUCACCAGCAAGCAGUCCGAAUUGAGGACUGUGUGCGAAAGUGGAGUUUCUGAUGUAUUAUUUCUUUAACAAGCUUGUUGACUAUGAAAGUAUAACAAAGGUGUUGAUUAAUUGUAGAAUGAUUAACUAUUGUUUGGUAAUCAGAACAUUUAUUUUCGAAUGGUAACGAGAGAAACAGGUUGCAGUUAAACUCAACUAGAUUUCGUAAUCGUGGCAAUCUACUUAACGACCAAUCAAAAUGAAGCGGGAAUUAUUGUGUAUCCCCCCAUUUUUGUAAGUAAUGGCGGUUGGCUUUCUUCGUUCUGUGCUUUUUUCCCGCUAUUUAUUUUGUGUUACUUACUUAAGCUUGUUACUCCCAAUGGAGCAUAGGC
Molecule: messenger RNA, 3811 nt
Organism: Schistosoma rodhaini
Lineage: Eukaryota; Metazoa; Platyhelminthes; Trematoda; Strigeidida; Schistosomatidae
Source: the annotation of a GenBank genome assembly